This is a messenger RNA of Osmerus eperlanus (European smelt), 1181 nucleotides long. RefSeq names its product centrin 3 (gene cetn3). NCBI's taxonomy places the organism in Eukaryota, Metazoa, Chordata, Actinopteri, Osmeriformes, Osmeridae. Gene Ontology annotation, cellular component: microtubule organizing center. Gene Ontology annotation, biological process: spindle pole body duplication. The transcript is spliced from 5 exons. Gene Ontology annotation, molecular function: calcium ion binding; microtubule binding. The record is from RefSeq and is a predicted model, not a curated record. Bases 144 to 647 code for a protein of 167 amino acids.
UGCCCAAUAGAAAACAUCGACACUGGUGCGGAUCAACGGAUUUGCUUGAAGGUGGAUUGUUGUGGUUUUGGCAAAGCAGCAACGUCGAAAACAGCAACAGAAGACAAAAAGUUGUCACUGUCGCCAAGUGUACAGUUAUAGCUAUGAGUCUGUCCUUAAGAACCGAACUAGCUACCGAUAAAACGAAGAGGAAGAAGAGGAGAGAGUUGACCGAGGAGCAGAAACAUGAAAUCAAAGAAGCGUUCGAACUGUUCGACACUGAUAAAGAUAAGGAAAUAGAUUACCACGAACUUAAGGUGGCAAUGCGUGCUCUAGGCUUUGAAGUAAAAAAAGUCGAUGUCCUGAAGAUACUGAAGGAUUACGACAGAGAGGGAAAUGGCAAAAUAACGUUUGACGACUUCAAUGAAGUUGUGACAGAUCGAAUGCUGGAAAGGGAUCCUAAGGAGGAGAUCAUGAAGGCCUUCAAGCUGUUCGACGACGACGACUCAGGCAGGAUCAAUUUAAGGAACCUGAGACGAGUGGCACGAGAGCUGGGCGAGAACAUCAGCGACGAGGAGCUGCGCAGCAUGAUUGACGAAUUCGACACCGAUGGCGACGGAGAAAUCAACCAGGAAGAGUUCCUCUCCAUAAUGACAGGAGACUCGUGAUUGGACGCCUGCUGUGCGAGUGGGUUCUAGGGAUCCUGCGAUCCGUGGUUGAAACCUGGGUGGUCAAGACCACGUAAGGGUCAUUUCAGCAUCAGUGCCUGGGGAACGUCUCGUCACGUUUGGAGGAUGGAGAAGAAAAACUGCUAAAUCCAUCCAUUUGUAAAAGUAAAACAACCCUCUGAAGAAAGGCUUCAAACGGCUUGUUUUGCUGUCACAAAUGGGUCUGCAUAGCACUGCUUUUCAGGACUCGGAUGAAGACCGUGAGGAAGAUCUGUAAAGCAGCCUCUCUGUACUGUUCAUUGAUCAAAGUAGCUGGUCACUUUGCUGUAACCCAGUUGCCAACCAUGCGAUAUUCCUUUCAAGGAGAACUUUCAUUGGUAUUCAUAGUGAGGGUAAAACGUUUUGUUGUAGAUGGAGUUGAGAGCGUUCUGGAUGAUACCUUGUUUUAAAUGGCAUUUCUAUUUUGUAUUCUCCAAAGUGUUUGGCUGUGCUAUUUAUUUGACAAGAAAAAUAUAAUAAAAAUUGAUAAUGACA